AUGUCAGUUGAUUAUAGCCCUUGUAAUUUUCAAGAUUCAUUAGCAACGAUAGAUGCAGCAUCCAGAGGUGAAAAUAUUCGAGUGCAUCAUCAAGGUGACACAACGAUUGUAACAGAACAUCGAGAUCCUUAUUCGUUUUAUUGGCAGCUUGAUCAAGUUCGACAACAUAAUGAAGAUCCACCAAGACAUGCCCUUCCAACUGAUUAUGUGAUUGAUGAAGAAAAUAUUGCUGAAACUGUUUUGUCGCCUGACAGUCACGACAGCGGUAUUCAUAUUGAAAGUCAAUAUAGUCGGCCGAUUAAAGUUGACGAAUCCCAAUCUCUGCUCAUGAAUCCUCCUCUUCCUCCAGGAUGGGAAAAGCAUGAAGAUCCGUCAGGCUAUUCAUACUAUUGGCAUAUUGACACUGGGACAAUACAGAGGGAGCCGCCGGUAAGAAAUCGUGAAAUACAAGUAGAUGUUCCCUCAGCCGCUACUGCAACUCAACAACAACUUCCACGACAAUCGUAUCAGCCUAUAAUUGAAGAACAUGCAUAUAAGCAAACUACUACUAAACGACAGAUUGAUAAUGAAUUUCAGAAUGAUGGUGAUUAUGAAUCUGGAAAGCCUGUUAGAUUUGCUAUUCGUUCAUUGGGUUGGACUGAAAUAGCAGAGGAAGAUUUAACAACUGAAAAGAGUUCAAGAGCCGUCAAUAAAGCGAUAGUGGAUUUGAGUACUGGUCGUAAUGAUAUUAUGGAUAAUGUUUCGAAAUGGGGUGAUGGUCGUGAACUAAUUAUGGAAAUCGAUGAUAAUGAUUUAACGCUAAUUGAUCCCGAUACAAUGGCUGUUAUUCAUUCAGAGCGUAUACAUCAGAUUCGUGUGUGGGGAGUUGGUCGAGAUAAUGGCCGAGAUUUUGCGUAUGUUGCUCGCGAUCGAAAUUCUCGUCGUUUUAUGUGCCAUGUGUUUCGAUGUGAUACGCCUGCACGGACUAUUGCUAAUACUUUACGUGAUAUUUGCAAAAAAUUGAUGCUUCAGCGAAGGCCAAAUACUAUAAAUUCUUUGGAACACAAAGAAAGAAGGAUAAUUGCGAGAGAUAAUUCUCUUCCAACUCCUAUUGAAGAACCGAAAAAAACGAUUCGAUGCCAUUUUCUAGGAGUAACACAAGUUCCUCGAGCAACAGGCAUUGAGAUUUUGAAUGAGGCUGUUGACCGACUUCUUUCUCAGGUUCGUCCGGAUAGAUGGAUUCUUGCUGAUGUUUCGAUAGCACCUUCGACUAUAACUAUAACUGAAGUAAAUGGUAAUCAAAUUGCUCAGUGCAGAGUUCGAUAUUUAUCAUUUUUGGGGAUCGGGCGUGACGUCAAACAUUGUGCGUUUAUAAUGCAUACAUCUUCCGAAAAUUUUAUGUGUUAUGUUUUCCAUGUUGAGCCGUCUGCUGGUCCUAUGGCUAAAACGAUUGAAGCUGCAUGUAAAUUACGCUAUCAAAAAGUAUUGGACGCUCAUUCCAAUGGUCAUCUUCCUGUUAAUGGAAAGAGAUGGGGUGAUACUUUCUGGAAUGCUUUAGGAACAGUCAAAGAUCGUUUUACAAGCCGAACAUAA
This is a messenger RNA of Dracunculus medinensis (Guinea worm), 1572 nucleotides long. The record is from the annotation of a GenBank genome assembly. NCBI's taxonomy places the organism in Eukaryota, Metazoa, Nematoda, Chromadorea, Rhabditida, Dracunculidae.